UACGCUUGCCUUAGCCAUUGCUGGGGAGGCAGCCGGCCCUUAUCUUUGUUAAAGUCGAACUGCAUCGAAUUUACAACCGUAUACCCUGGUCAUCUAUGCCUCCUGCCUUCCAAACUGCAAUCUUCGUCUGUCGAUAUCUGGAGAUCCCGCACCUUUGGAUUGAUUCUCUAUGCAUAGAACAAGAUAAUAAGUUUGACUGGGAUGGAGAAAUGCCAAAGAUGGCAUACUACUACAACAACGCCUAUCUCACAAUUUCUCUGUCGUCCUCACCGAAUAGUACGCAUAGUAGCUUACCGAGACCACCAAAAGCUGGACGGGUGCUGCCACUCCUUCAACCAUACUCGUUUGUCUCCGUCCAGAAAGUGCCAUCUCACUUCGCAAUGUCAUCAACCCGAUUCUGCAUCAAGACUUCAGAUGCCCUUCCGCUCUUUAGCAGGGCAUGGGCAUUGCAAGAGCGCUUGUUGGCCCGCCGGGUUUUGCAUUUUGGGCCUGAAGAAUUGGUCUGGGAAUGCUGCUCGCUUCUGGAUUGCGAGUGCCACAAACCGCCAGAUGCG
Messenger RNA from Mytilinidion resinicola, 554 nucleotides. RefSeq lists its product as uncharacterized. The record is from RefSeq and is a predicted model, not a curated record. The transcript has a single exon. The annotation marks the transcript as partial. Lineage: Eukaryota; Fungi; Ascomycota; Dothideomycetes; Mytilinidiales; Mytilinidiaceae.